Messenger RNA from Bursaphelenchus okinawaensis, 1042 nucleotides. The record is from the annotation of a GenBank genome assembly. Lineage: Eukaryota; Metazoa; Nematoda; Chromadorea; Rhabditida; Aphelenchoididae.
AUGGGUACUUUAAUAAGCCCAAUUGCUCUAUUCCCAUAUCCAUGCUACUACGGUGUGAACAUUGCCGGCACGUUGAGCUUGGAGUCUCAAAAAGCUUAUUUCUUAAUUGGCAUAGCUUCGAUUAGUGGCAAAUGUUGUGCUUUGGGUUUACAAGUGGAACGACGCAUCUAUCACACGUUCUCGGUCGAUUCACGGUACAAAAUCUUCUGUUCUAGACUAAAAAGCUGGACGGAACUGCCGAUUAGAGCUGGCAUUUUGUUGGCAUUUGUGAUGCUGGUAUUGGUAAGAAGAGGGUUAGGGGUUGGCUAGGGGCAGGGUAAGGGUUCUGUAAGGUAAAGCCCAAAUUUCGGGUGGUAUCGUAAACAAGGGUGUGGUACGAUAGAGUACGGUAAGAUAAUAUAUGAUAAAAUAAGGUUUUCAGUGUACUUAUCUGUAAGCUAGGGCUUUGGGCUAGGGCUCUGUGCUGGGGCUAGGUACUUUAUAUCAACCUAAAAUCGUAAUGAUGUUUUAGGGCCCAUUCGUAUUAUCUAUGCCAGACCAAGAACAGGCUAGACGUGAUCUCUCCUCCACUGAUUCAGUAGCCAAAUCUAUUAUGUCCACCUACCCAGGACUGAUCUGUUUCUCUUCAGUUGGUGAUGUUACCCAAACACUAAUCCUCCCCUUCCUAAUAUUGAUCGCCCUACCCUUCGUAGGGUGUGGCAUACUGUAUAGUUUGUUCCAAGCCUUAGCCUUGAACGUAUUAUCAACCAAGACCCUCAAGCUCCAACUUAUGUUGUACUGGGCGUUAGCUAUGCAAGUUUUAGGAAUCGUCGCUUUCGUCAUUUUGCCUGGGGCAUUCUACGUUGGCGGACCGAUGGUUGGGAUGCGUGGUAUGCCCAAGAUCACCAUGUAUUGUUUCUACUUUUUUUCCUUACAUACUGGAGUUGAUUGCCUGAUGGUGCUGUACUUUAUACGACCCUAUCGGAAUACAGUAAGAAACUGCUGUAGAAGGGUGGCACAAAGAAGAUUGACCAUCGUGGAUUCAACCAUUUUUAGUAGAUAA